GAGAGUGUGUGUGUGUGAGUGUGUGUCUUUUUUUUCCCCCCUUCUUUAAAAGGCGAAGAGGAUUUACAAAGCCAUUGGAACAGAAUUGCAAAGCCUCAACAGUUUCUUGGAAGGAACCCUUGACGCACGCGCUGGGACACACUCGAGGACACACCACAAGAGCGUUUGCUUUGCUCUUAUUUUUUUUUUGGAUUCCUGGGAAGAAAAGGCUUUUUGGGGACAAGAGCCUCCUCCAAAAGCUGAUGCGACUUGGCUUGAGUUGAGCAAACGUUUGCAAACUGUUCUCUUUCUCUCUCCCUCUCUCUCCCCCUCUCUCUCUCUCUCUCUCUCUCUGCACAAUGGCCGGAUUGUACAAUUCCACCUUGAAGACGCUGGAAGAUCUGACUCUGGACUCGGGUUAUGGUGGGGCCGGGGAUUCGUGCAGGUCCCUCAGUCUGUCCUCCUCCCGGUCCAACUCCCAAGCUUUCCAGUCAGCCCACAACAAGGGCAACUGGUGGUACCUGUCGGGCUCCAUGAACAGCCGCAACAACAGCUGGGACACGGUCAACACCGUCCUACCCGAGGACCCGGAGGGCAAUGACAUCCUCUCCAAAUGCCCCCGGCUCCCCGAGUUGGAGGAGUUUCCGUGGACGGACGAAGACGUGGGGAAGAUCCUGAAGAAAGGGAGACCCAGGGACUCCGGGAAACUCCUCACACAGGAAGCGGUCAGAAGACUGUCUUUCUUGCUGAGGAGAGCCCUGGUCAGGAUUUCCAGGGAGGCUCAGAGGCUCAGUGUGCUGCACUCCAAAUGCACCAAGUUCGAGAUCCAGAGCGCCAUGAGGCUCAUCCUGUCCUGGUCCUUGUCUGAAAGAUGCAUCUCUGCUUCUGUGAAAGCCUUGUCCCUGUACAGCAUGAGCGCUGGGGACAGGCUGAGGAAAAGCAAGAGCUCCAGGUGUGGCCUGACCUUCUCGGUUGGCCGUUUCUUCAGAUGGAUGGUAGACACUCGGGUGUCAGUUCGCAUCCAUGAAUAUGCUGCAAUCUCUCUCGCUGCCUGCCUGGAGAGUCUGUUGGAAGAGAUUGGGAUCAGGGUGGCCGCUGGCCAGAACCCAGAUGGAGGAGGAGUUGUGCACGAAGGCCGGCUGGAGCUCUCAAGCGAAACGCUAGAGAUGUGCAUCAACAAUGACGCUGAACUCUGGGGAGUACUGCAGCCUUAUGAGCAUCUCAUCUGUGGCAAGAAUGCCAAUGGUGUGCUUUCUCUGCCCGCUCACUUCAGUUUAUACAAUGAUGGAUUGUCAAGCAAGGAUGGCCGUGCUGACGCUUACGCUCAACUGGAGCUGCGAACCCUGGAACAGUCUUUACUAGCAACCUGUGUCGGCAGCAUUUCUGAAUUGAGUGAUCUGGUGUCACGGGCGAUGCACCACCUGCAGUGCUCGAAUACGCUGCCACCAGGAAUGAGUCCCUGCCGCCAUGGCAGGCAGCAGCCGGUCACAUGGUCCCCAGACGCCCUCCACACCCUCUACUACUUUCUCCGCUGCCCGCAGAUGGAAUCGAUGGAGAAUCCCAACCUGGACCCACCGCGAGUAUCCCUCAACAACGAAAGGCCCUUCAUGCUGCUGCCUCCGCUAAUGGAAUGGAUGAGGGUGGCCGUCACUCACGCUGAGCACCGCCGGAGCUCCACUGUGGACAGUGAUGAUGUGCGACAGACUGCUCGCUUACUGCUACCCGGGCUGGACUGUGAGCCACGGCAGCUGAAAACGGAAGACUCUUUCAGCUCAUUUCGAAGGCUGGACGCCAAGGCUGCCACUGCCAAGUUCCAGCAGGACCUGGGGUUCCGCAUGUUAAGCUGUGGGAGGACAGACCUGGUCAAUCAGGCCAUCGAGCUCUUAGGACCGGAUGGGGUCAAUACCAUGGAUGACCAGGGGAUGACGGCGCUGAUGUACGCCUGUGCUGCCGGAGAUGAAGCCAUGGUCCAGAUGCUGAUUGACGCCUCUGCAAGACUGGAACUCUCAGUUCCCAGCGGCAGUCAGCGUUGCCCCUCUGUGCACCCCGACAGCAGGCAUUGGACCCCGCUCACGUUCUCCGUGUUGCACGGACACAUCCCGGUCGUUCAGCUUCUCCUUGAUGCCGGGGCCCACGUGGAAGGAGCCCUGAUCAGUUCUGGGGAAGACAACUGUGGAGAGACACCUCUUCAGCUGGCCUCAGCCGCAGGUAACUAUGAGCUGGUGAGUCUGUUGCUGAGCCGAGGUGCCGACCCCUUGCUGAGUAUGCUCGACACCAACGGAAUGACGUCAGCUCUUCACGAAGACAUGAAUUGCUUCAGCCACGCGGCUGCCCAUGGCCACAGGAACGUGCUGCGCAAGUUGCUGACACCACCCCAGGCCCCAAAGAGUGACGUCCUUUCCCUGGAAGAGAUCUUAGCAGAGGGUGUUGAAAGCAGUACCUCGAGUAUCGGCAGCAUUAAUGAAGGGCAGGUUAAACUCUGCAAAGCCAGGACUAAGGCCUUACAGGAAGCCAUGUAUUACAGUGCUGAGCAUGGCUACCUUGAUGUCACGAUGGAACUGAGAAGCCUCGGUGUCCCCUGGAAACUGCACGUGUGGAUCGAGUCUUUGAGGACCUCACACCACCAAUGCAGAUACCCUGUUAUGCAGUACCUGUUGCGUGAGUUUAGUACAAUCAAAGAGGAAGAUUACAAUGAAGAACUGAUCAACGAGGGCCUACCUCUGCUGUUCGAUAUUCUCCAGAAUAGCAAGAACGAUACAGUCAAUCAGCAGCUGGCCUCCAUCUUUAUAUAUUGCUAUGGCAACGGACCCAGUCCCAGUAUCUCUGAGGUCAAGAGAACACCACCUGCUCGACUGGAUCCUCACUUUCUGAAUAACAAAGGCAUGUCGGACUUGACCUUCUUGGUAGAGGGAAAACCAUUCUAUGCUCAUAAAUUUCUGCUCGUUACUGCCUCAAACAGGUUUAAAAUGCUGCUGACCAACAGGACAUCACAAGAGAACCAGCCGUGCAAGUGCAUCGAGAUCAGCGAGAUUAAAUACCACAUCUUUCAGAUGAUGAUGCAAUACUUGUAUAACGGUGACACAGAAUCCAUCAACAUGUCCAUUUCCGAUGUGCUGGAGCUGCUGUCUGCAGCCAGCAUGUUCCAGCUGGGACCACUGCAGAGGCACUGUGAGCUCCUCUGCACCAAAGUCAUGAACCUAGAGAACUCGGUCACAAUCUAUCGUUACGCAAAGAUCCACAAUGCAACGGAGCUUCUUUCCUACACCGAGAGCUAUUUCCUGAAAAACAUGGGUGCUCUUCUUGACCAAGAGUCCUUCAGGCAACUGAUCUAUGGACGAAACAGCAAACUGCAGGGCCUGGAGCCUCUGCAUGACCUGGAGGUGGCACUGGCCAAGAGAAUGCGCUCAAUCUACAUCACAUCCAGGGUAUGAAAGCUGAGCACAAACUGAAGUGGGCCAGCAUUGUGUACAGUGCUAAGGAACACCCCUUCUCCCAAUUAUAUUUCCCACCUGGUUGUUGUUUGUUGCUGUUGGUAACUUUAACCGAGAAAGAGGUGAUCAUGGUAUCUGUAGUAAAUAUCUAGCCUGGGAUUCAUGGCUGGAAUGGAACUUGAGGUUAGACAAAUCGGAAGGCUAUCAGUAAUGCACACUUGAUGAAUUUACAUUCCCCUUUGCUCCCUCCCCACAUUAAGUGUUGAUGCACACAAUGACUUUCUUACCUAAAGCGCUGCCGACAAAGGACAGGAGCAAUGCAAACUCCCUGGCAACUGAAAUGGGAUAAACCUUCCUCUACAUAUUUACAGGCUUUCUGGGGCUCCCUAAGGUACAACAUUUUUACACUUGCAUUGUGUUGUUUGUAAGGUUGCGUUGUAUAAGAAGACAGGGAGAUGCCGAUUUUGAAGACAAACGUGGCAGCUAUUUUGCACUGAAAGGUCCCAUAAACAGUCAUGUGUUGAACGACCAGUUUAUCUGGAUGACUGCUGGCUAGCGCACCAGAAGUGCAAAUAGUGUCCUGGGAUCUUUAUCAUCCACUUGAACCGACAGGUGGAAUGCACAGGGUGUCUAUAACCUCCCAGAUAAACCCAUUCCUUGUUUUGUUGCAGUUUAAAAAAGAGGCAAGGUUAUUAAGAGUGACAAAAAGUGAAACUGUUUGAUUAGAACUUUUACAAAGUUCAAAUUGUAUUGAUCUAUUGGGAUACAUGUAGCCUGUAAGAUCACCCUCCCUUUCCUUAUCACUCCUCUCCCCCGCACCACAAAAACACAAUGAUCAAUGUAAAAAAAAAUCAAAGGAUCAAAACUCUGAUACACAUGGGAGAUUCAGGCUGGAUCAAAGGCAUUUCACUGCAUCUACAUUAAUUGUUUUUAGCCUAGAGUGACUAUAUUAAUAAUGAUGAUAACGGAUGAUAAUGUUGGAAGCUGGCUGCUUUGAUCCAGGACCUUGCAAAGCAUUCCCUGCAUCUGACAAUCACCCGUCAGAGACUGAGAACCGUGUGAAUGGGCAGAGCCAACUGAUAAAUCGAGGUGGGGGAAUGGGGGGGGAGGAGGUUUGCUCAGUGAAUAAACAAGAACGAUCCCAAACUGGAAAUCAUGCUGCCCAGUUUGACGGCAGUGAUAUCCUGCCCUUCCCGAGUAAUCUCUGGGUGUCAGUCAGUUUGCAAUGAGGGGAAGGUGCCAACAGCUCAGCACACACCAGGCACACUAGUGUUUUAUCUCAAUGCGAAACAACACAAACAUGUUGGUUUUUAAAAAAACAGUAGUCAGUAAUUUAUGUGAAGCGACUUCAGUACUGUGUGUGUACCUAUAUAUACACGGAGAUGUGUAGAAACAGUAGUCAAAAGCAACCAAGUUUUUUUUUAAAAAUUGUUUUGUUAAAGCUGACGAUUUAAUGCAGAGGACAGCAAUGCUCGGGACGGUUGAUUUGGAGACGGCUUUGAUGGAGGCAGAGUGAGGUAUUUCUGUGGCAAGUGCACUGACAAGCUGGGAUUUCCCUCUUAAGACAACUUAAUGCACACCCGCUGUGACCUUGUGUUCUGGGCUCUAGCAGCAGGAUUCCUUUGUUUGAACACUGGGACCACUUUAUAUUUUCAGGAAUCACGUAAACCUUGGAGUUCAGCACAAUGGCCCAGUUCAAAUUGCACUUUCUUCUGGCUCCGACCACAUCAGAAUUAAGUUCAUCCACCAGAGUAUUGGAUCCAGGACAAUUAAUAAAAAAAAAUCACUAAAUCAACAACCUCAUUUAGAUUGUUCAAUUCAAGAGAUGUUCUGCUGAUGUCAAAACUUAAAACGUUAAGGAUGCAAGGGUGGAAUUCAUGACAAUAACACAGGGAAAACAUCAAAUGUCGUAAAAUGACAUGCCACAGAUGAAGUGCUUUGUUGCCAAGUAACUUAAUAAGAAAAGUGGAAUAAGAACGUAUAUUUUAUCACUGUGAUUCCUACUCCCAGAGGAUGGCGUGCAUGCAUGCUCUUUUUUUUACUAAUUAUAGUUUAUACAAAUACAAAUCUUUCAAUCAAUCUUCCCCCAAAUUCCCAACAACAACAACUUGCAUUUAUAUAGAGCCCCUCAUGCAGGGAAGCAUCCAGACUCAGCCUAGGUACAGUUCCAUGGGUGCAAGCUCAAAUUAUUUUUAAAAAAAACAGUGAAUAACCCUCUUAGCUUGGUUCAUUCAUUUUCACUCGUGGAAGUCAGAAAGCAGUGGCUUUUGGUGUCUGGAUACACUCAGGCACACUGGAAUAUUAUGUAAGUAAUCUGACAAAGAAUGCCAUUGUUACAAUCUCACUUGUGAAGGACGCAGGAUUGGCACAGCAUUAUUAAUGAUCUGAAAUUGGGAACAUUUGGGUCUAUUCUCUGCUCCUUUGUAAAUUUGCCAUGUUUGCUACGUGCACUUAGAAUGAGAUUUUCCAUUAACAACCACCAAACCUGGUACAUUUACCAUCAAGCGAAAACAAAUACCACCUCUUCAGUAACUGGUACAAUAACUACCUCAUUUGCUCUGUCUUUCAUACCGUAUACCACCAUUACAGCAGUCAAGCACAGCUAACAGAAACAGAGGGAUACAGAGAUGUGGGAAUUAAGGGCACGGAAAGGAGAAUGAAGAGGCAAGGUUGUAGAGAUAGUUUGGGAUGUAAUUUUCAGACCCAUGGAGUCUAUGGGAUAGAGACCCAUUGGUAAUCCUCCAGUUUAGCUUUAGAUGGAUUGUGGUUCAGCAACUCGGGGCUGUUGUCUGAAGGUCAUAUUUGAGGUACAGUUAGGUCAGUUUCAGUAAGUGUCAAGAAUGCAAGUGGGGGCAAAUGUAUGCGGUAUGUUAUCCUUUAAGAUAGCCAUACUGGGAAGUGCGAGUACAGACAGAUGUUGUGUGGAAGCUGGAAGUUAAUUAGUUACUAUUUUGUAUUGUGUUGUUAGCUGGUACCCAGGAAACGCAAGUUCACUACUAGGUCUCAGGAUAUAUUUAUGUUGCUUAGUAUAAUUGCCCCACUUUGUAAAAUGUACUGUUAUUUUGGCUUAUUUUAGCACUGUCCAAUGUUUUCAAACGCACAUCGCAUAAAUCCUUUGGGAAUUACUUGAUUCACGAUGAUGUACACCUAUGUUGGUAGGCAGGGGUGGACUCUUGAGUUUUUUUUCCCCGGGAAUGUCUUGGACGAAUCAAAAGAUUACCGAAAUGUCAGGCAAAACAGGGGGAACGCACAGAGUUGAAGCGAGUUUACUUUCAGGGAAUGGAGGCACAUUGAGGAGCGAGUGAGUCAAUCUGUACUGCUCCGGCUCAUUAGCAGUGGGGUGGGGGGCGGGGGGUAGAGAAUAAGGUAACUCUACAUCAUCGUAACUUUCUACUCUUAUUGAAAAAAAUUCCUCCCCAAAUAGUCAGUGAAACCAAUAAGCCAAGUGAAAAGCUUUUACAGAAAAGGUGUCCUUUCUUUUGGAAACCAGUCUGACUGUAACCCUGUUGCACGACUGGAGCGAUGGGUGCAAAGUUUAGCCGUUACUACGUGCUCACUUGCUCAAGUAAAAGCCAGUUCCCUCCUUCCAGAAAUUCCGUUGUUGGCGGGACAUUUUCCGUAGAAGCACCAUUGCUAUUUACUUCUGUAAAUUAUUGCGGUCAUUUUGUUGUUUUUUUUCCCCUCCUGAUUUGAGUAUGUCUACAGCAAAACUAAUGUGUUGAAUAGAGCUGUGCAGUUUGUAAAUAAUGAACAAUAAUGGAUAUGAAAUAGUUCUAGUUCAGGUCUAUUGUGUAGAGAUUUGAUAGUGGGUUCCGAAUUUGUUUUCACGCAUGUAAUUGUUUUAAUUGUGGAAAGUUACUGAUUGUUUGGAAUGUGUACAAAAAACCAGGUCCGAUCAAACAAAACACAACAAUAACAAAUCGAUAACAUUAUCAAUAACAAAAUGAAAGCUGCAUAAAUGUUCAAAUAUAGAAAGUGGAGUAAACAGCUCCACAGUUGCCCACAAAUUCAAUCCGAGCAGCACUUGUUUCUACAGAGGAUACUUACGGGCAGCAGCACUAUGCAGAAAUUAUUUGUUAAAUAAAGUUAUGAAUGACCCAUACAACUGGAAUAAAUUCUGUAGUUUGCUGUCACCGCUCGCCAUUUAGUUUUGGUCAAACCUGUUGAGUACGUACUUCAAAGUGUUCCAUAAAUUACACAAGCAUCGGUCCUUAUAAGAAGCUUUUUAAAAUAUAAUAGUAUCUACUUUAUAAUGCUUCUGUGUUGGUUGGAGCAGAUUUUUCAUCCUCUCUCUCUCCCCACACUCCCCAGCAAUGGUUAAGAUGAGGAAAACACUGUGCAUGAGGGGGUUUGGGACAGAACUCACAAAGCUUCAUCAUUGUACCACCAAACCCACUUACCACAGCACCACUGUCCACAUACACACAUUUGGUUUUAAUAUUCCUCAGUGGUUAUAUGCACUACUUCUCAGAAGGGAGUGGUUGUAAAUAAAUAUCGAGUAGUACUGCAGACCCAUUUUUAACAGAAUGUCAUGGCACCAAAUUUAUUCUUCGUUUUAUUUUCUAUUCCUUCAAAUAAACUUCUCUUCCACUGUGUAAAGUCAGAUUUCCUCCUUAGUGUACUGCCCUGGUAAUAAAUCACAAACCUAUAAAUCUCCUCCCCGACUGUGAGAAAUUCUGGUUUGUGUUUUUCGACGUAUUGCUCUUAAGCAUCUGCUUCACACACACUCUGCCCAAAGGCUGAAAAUUACUGCAUCGAAAGUGAUUCGGUUGCCAACUACAAUCUGUAAUUAAAUACAAAAACAUGACAUAUGCUCCCAAAAUAGGCGUUACAUUAUGUCAUGCCUUAGUGGCAAGCAAUUACAUUCAAAAGGGCCAUUUGACCAAAAUAGAAGGCAGUGAGUGCACCACAAAGCCUCACAGUUGGGACAAGAUCCCAGCAUGGUUUUUGUAUAUAUUUUAAAAAACAUUGAUUUGAUAUAGCCUUCCAUUUAAAAUUUAAAAAAUACAUCAUUUGCUUUUGUUUAAUUCAGCAGCCUCAAACUUCAGUUUCUCAAUUCAGGAUUCUUUGAAUAUCAAAUUCCACAGCACAAACCUCAGCACAUUGCCAUAAACUAUGUGACAGAACACAUUCAGGGAUUGUCAGGAUAGCUUCGAGGGUGGAAGAGAAUGUGUCACAGACAAUGUGUCUAGUUUGCGAUAUUGCCAAACAAGGUUGGAAACGUUAAUUGCGAGUUCCAUUUUGCCAAUUUGUGAUUACUGUAAAAUGAUUAAACUUGCAAUUUCUGAAAGCUGCCAUUGUAUGUUUUGAAGAAAAGCAUCAGAGCAAAAUGCCAAAAUAAAUUGCAACCCAACACAUGCUACAGCAGCGUAUAGACACUGUGAGGUGAAACACAGCCACUUUCUAUGUUCAUUAAUGUGAACAUUAACAAAAAAAACUGAACAUCCCAUACUGCCAAUUGACACUGAAAGCAACAACCCAUCAACAGGGGGUGAGGCCUUUGAGGUUUGCAGACACGAAACCUUCCAAUGCAGCUGCAAACGAUUUAUCAAUCUGACCUGAAACUUUCUACACAUCCCGUAAUAAUCAUAUCUGUAAGUGUUGCUAUGCUUUUUAUCACCCUGUAUGUAUACACAUACUCACUCCUAUUAAACUAAUGUUCCACUUUC
Callorhinchus milii (elephant shark) is the source of this 9079-nucleotide messenger RNA. It is a transcript of the gene abtb2b, whose product is annotated as ankyrin repeat and BTB (POZ) domain containing 2b. The record is from RefSeq and is a predicted model, not a curated record. Bases 339 to 3410 code for a protein of 1023 amino acids. The transcript has 18 exons. Gene Ontology annotation, molecular function: protein heterodimerization activity. Lineage: Eukaryota; Metazoa; Chordata; Chondrichthyes; Chimaeriformes; Callorhinchidae.